AUGAUGAAGGAACAAUUAGAUUCGAAAACUAAUGUGACCCCGGAGGCCGUUCUCGCCAUUGCCAAAUCAACGGAACUAUUUAUAGCUUACCUUACAAAGAGUGCUCUGGAAUUAAGCGAAAAAGAGAAGAGGAAAACAGUCGCGUACAAGGAUAUCGGUAAUUUAAUUGUCGCACUAGCACAUGGUUUUACGGCGGCUGUCAAUGCAAAGAUCGUUAUUCAGCGCACCGCUGUGGUAUCAAGUCGUGAUAGUUUGGUGUUCCUCGAAGAUCUGAUACCGUCCAAAAUGGCGUUCAUACAAGCAAAGAAACUAGCCGAAGAUGUAUCAGCACAGAGGUUGGCAUAUGGGGACGACCCUGACGCGUAG
Molecule: messenger RNA, 366 nt
Organism: Sphaeroforma arctica JP610
Lineage: Eukaryota; Ichthyosporea; Ichthyophonida
Exons: 5
Coding region: 1-366 (121 amino acids)
Molecular function (GO): protein heterodimerization activity
Source: RefSeq, a predicted model, not a curated record